Messenger RNA from Labrus bergylta (ballan wrasse), 5031 nucleotides. It is a transcript of the gene arhgap5, whose product is annotated as Rho GTPase activating protein 5. The record is from RefSeq and is a predicted model, not a curated record. Gene Ontology annotation, molecular function: GTPase activator activity. Gene Ontology annotation, cellular component: cytosol. Gene Ontology annotation, biological process: regulation of cell size; Rho protein signal transduction. Lineage: Eukaryota; Metazoa; Chordata; Actinopteri; Labriformes; Labridae.
CUGAGGGGAGGGAGCGGAGAGACGCAGGUUUCGGCUUACAGCGCAUACCACACUAACGAGAGCAAAAUACAGUGAAAUACUGUCGACCCGGCCGUCUGGAACUACAGGGGACUACACCUUCAACUAAAGUCAACUUCGGAUUUUGUCGGAGGGCACCUUUGAGCGCUGAUUUUGGAUUGUAAAAGGAGUUUUUUUGCCUUGUAAUGUGGGAAUGCUUUCUCCUCUUUUCCGUGGUAUGUGGAUCUGGGAGCGACCAUGUUAAUAGGUAGCUGAUAAAAGGAGAAGCCGGCUGUUCUAUCCCAGCCAGAAGAGGACACAGGAUAGAAACUGAAAGAGCAACUGAGAGUUGGAGUGGGACACAUCACUACCAGCAAAGAAAUCAGGAUGAAAGUUCCUCUGUACCACUGACAAGCAGAACUGGAAUGAUCUCUUGACCCUUUUCCUGGAAGUGACCAAGUUAGCGAUGAGAGGCGGGAUAUAAUGGCCAAAAACAAGGAUGCACGGCCCCCGACAUUCGCUGUCAGUGUGGUCGGCCUCUCGGGGACGGAGAAAGAGAAGGGAAAUUGUGGCGUAGGCAAGUCCUGCCUAUGUAACAGAUAUGUGCGUCCUGAUGCGGAUGGUUAUUACACAGAGCACACCUCAGUGCUGAGCACAAUAGACUUUGGGGGACGUGUGGUAAACAAUGACCACUUCCUUUACUGGGGGGAUGUGUCCCAUAGAGGGGACGAUGGGCUGGACUGUAAAAUCCAAGUCAUCGAACAAACAGAGUUCAUUGAUGACCAGACGUUCCUUCCGCAUCGGAGUACAAAUUUGCAGCCCUACACCAAAAGGGCAGCAGCUACUAAGCUCCAGUCGGCAGAGAAGCUGAUGUACAUCUGCACCGAUCAGCUGGGCCUGGAGCAGGACUUUGACCAGAAACAGAUGCCUGAUGGGAAGCUGAACAUUGAUGGGUUUUUGCUGUGCAUCGAUGUUAGCAAAGGUUGUAAUAGGAAGUUUGAUGACCAAAUGAAGUUCAUCAACAGUCUCUACUCCCAAAUAGUUAAGACGAAGAAGCCUAUUGUUGUUGCUGCCACAAAAUGUGAUGAGUGUGUAGACCAGCACCUGAGGGACCUGCAGGCUUUUGUUGCCAGCAAGAAAAACCUGUUGCUAAUUGAGACGUCAGCACGCUCCAAUGUCAAUGCAGAGCUCUGCUUCAAUGCCCUCAUCCAGCAGUUGGAUAAAACGAGGGGGAAGCCAAAAACUGUGCCAUACCUGGAGGCCUAUAAAAUCCAACGGCAGCUUGUUGCCUCGGUGUCGGAUAGAUUUGAAAAAUUGAUGGUUCACUCGGUGAGAGAUUACCACACCACAUGGAAAGGUGUUGUCAACAAUAUGAAAGGCCAACCAGACUACGAUGACUUCAUCACCUUGGAGGGCUCCAGGAAAGCACGUAACAUGUUCACAAAGCACAUAAGUCAAUUGAAGCAGGAGCACAUCAAGAGGAGAAGGGAGGAGUACCUGACAACACUCCCCAAAACCCUUAACAACCUCCUCAAUAACCUGGAGGAGGUGGAACCCCUCUCAUGGCCUGAGGCGCAGAGUGUCAUACGGAACCGACCAGAUUUUCAGCUCUGGUUUGUGAUUCUGGAACAAACACCAUGGGAUGAGACUGACCACAUUGACAUCAGUGACCGCAGGAUACCCUUUGACAUCCUCGAUACACCUGAUGGCGAGAGAAUUUACCACAACCACGUCCAGCACCUGCUGUCCCAAAAGAGACGGGGGGAGAUGAAAGAGAGGUUCAAGAAGACGCUGGAGAGGGUUCAUUUUAUCAGUGCGGGGCAGCCUUGGGAGGAAGUCAUGUGCUUUGUCAUGGAGGACGAGGCCUACAAGUACAUCACAGAAUCAGAUAGGAGGGAUGUUUAUUGUAGACACCAGCAGGAAAUAGUUGAAAGGGCCAAAGAGGAUUUUCAGGAAAUGCUUUUUGAGCAUGCCGAGCUGUUCUAUGACUUGGACCUGAAUGCCACCCCCAGCUGCGACAAGAUGAGCGAAAUCCACUGUGUGCUAAAUGAGGAACCCAGAUACAGGGCGCUGCAGAAACUUGCCCCAGAUAGAGAAUCACUCCUCCUCAAACACAUUGGAUUUGUUUACCAUCCUACAAAGGAGACAUGCCUGAGUGGGCAGAACUGUGUGGAUAUGAAAGUGGAGCAGGUUUUAGCCAACAGGCUGGUACAGCUUGACCACGGACGCUCUAAUCUCUAUUAUAACAGUGCCAACAUUGAUAAGAUCAACCUCUGCCUCCUGGGAAGGGAGGGUCUCUCACAGGAACUAGCCAAUGAGAUCCGAGCUCAGUCCACAGAUGACGAGUACACCCUGGAUGGUAAAAUAUAUGAACUGGAGCUUCUUCCUGUGGAUGUCAACUCUACACUCCUCUUCAGCCAUACCUGGGUCAACAGUUUUAAGCCACAUGGCUGCUUUUGUGUGUUUAAUUCCAUAGAGUCCCUCAACUGUAUUGGAGACUGCAUAGGCAGGAUCAGAGCAGAGAUAGCACAGAGUAGGAGAGAUAGGUUUGCUCAGCCACUACCCUUCAUUCUUAUCCUGGCUAAUCAAAGGGACAGUGUUUGCAAAAACAUACCCAUCCUGAGGCACCAGGGCCAACAGCUGGCAAACAAGCUGCAAUGUACCUUUGUCGACAUCCCCUCCGGAGCCUUUCCACGUAAAUUCACUGAGUUUCAGAUAAAGCAAGGUCUUCGAGCAGUGCUGGAGGGGCUAAAGCAUAACUUUGAUGUUUUGGCCCCAUUGCCCUCUAUCAAAGACAUGUCAGAGACGGACCUUAGGAUAGUCAUGUGUGCCAUGUGCUGGGAUCCUUUCAGCGUUGAUCUCAUCCUCUCGCCUUUCCUGGACUCACAUUGCUGUAGUGCAGGGCAGCCAGGUCAGAGCAACACAUUGAUACUGGACAAGAUCAUCGGGGACAGCAGGAGGAGGAUCCAGGUUACUGUCCUCUCCUAUCACACUGCUAUCGGUGUUCGCAAAGAUGAACUGGUGCAUGGCUACAUUUUAGUGUAUUCUGCCAAACGCAAAGCCUCUAUGGCGACCCUGCGGGCGUUCCUGGCUGAAGUCCAGGAUGUUAUCCCUGUCCAGAUGGUAGCAAUCACAGACAGCCAGGCAGACUUCUUUGAGAAUGAUGCCAUUAAGGAGUUAAUGACUGAGGGGGAGCACAUUGCCACAGAGAUUGCUGCAAAAUUUACUGCACUCUACUCACUUUCUCAGUAUCAUCGGCAGACAGAGGUGUUCACACCGUUCUUCAAUGAGGUGCUUGAGAAAAAGCAGGGUAUUGAGAGUUCCUUCUUGUUCGACAGCUCAUCACGGGAGUGCACUACUGGUGCCAGUGAAGACGUCUUCCCCACGUCCCCACAUAGCCAUUCCCCAGCCUACAACACCUACUACCCUGAGUCUGAUGAUGAUAAUGAGGCUCCCCCACCUUACAGUCCAAUUGGUGAUGAUGUUCAGCUUCUCCCCACACCCAGUGAGCGGGCCAAGUACCGGAUCGACCUGGAGGGCAACGAAUACCCAGUUCACAGUACACCAAUUGGAGACCAUGAACGCAACCACAAAGUGCCUCCACCUGUCCGCCCAAAACCAGUGCUACCCAAACCCAAUGUCAAAAAGCUUGACCCCAACCUGCUCAAAACCAUUGAGGCUGGCAUGCGGAGCAACCGUAGGAUGCAGAGAGGCCCAAUGACACACAGCGAGGACGUGGAGGCGUCAGACAACUAUGCAGACCCAGUGGACACUUUGCUAAGGUCCAGGGGCUUUCACAACGACGACAUAUAUGCUGUUCCUGAUGACGCACACAGCCGUCUGGUCAAAAUAAGAAACUCCUUUGGUGGGUUACAUGGCCUUCAUGGAGGUGGAGAGGAAGAGAAUGGUUUUGACAGGAAGUCUCAGGCUGGACGGCGGCCAUCAAAAUACAAACAUCGUUCUAAAAUCCUGUUCAGCAAGACAAAGGCCUACCAAAGACGGUUCCACUCUGACAGCGAUGGUGAGGAGUCUGGCCAUGCUACGCAGAAAAAGAAAAAGGGAAGAGCCCAUCGGGGCAGUGAAGAGGACCCCCUGCUGUCCCCAGCAGACCCUUGGAAGGGUGGGAUCGAUAACCCUGCCAUCACAUCGGAUCCAGAACAGGAGGACAAGAAGAUGAAGAAAAAGAAGACGCCCAAGACACCAAAGGAACCCAAGAAGCCAAGAUCUUCCAAACCACCCAAGCCUCUGUAUCCCCCAACCCGAAGAACCUGGGAGAGCAACUACUUUGGCGUUCCCCUUCAGAACCUGGUGACCCUGGAUCGACCAAUCCUCUUCAUCGAGAAAUGCGUGGACUACAUCGAGCGCACGGGAUUGUCGACAGAAGGGCUGUACCGUGUCAGUGGGAACAAGACGGACCAGGACAACAUCCAGAAACAGUUUGAUCAAGAUCACAGCAUCGACUUCGUGGUGAUGGACGUGGCGGUGAACGCUGCAGCCGGAGCUCUGAAGGCGUUCUUUGCAGACCUGCCCGACCCGCUGAUCCCCUACAGCCUGCACCCGGAGCUGGUGGAGGCCGCAAAAAUCGUGGACUACAUCGAGCGUCUGCUGGUUUUGCGGGAGAUCGUGAAGAAGUUUCCUCCUGUGAACUACCAGGUCUUCAAAUACAUCAUCACACACCUCAACACGGUCAGCCAGCACAGUAAGUUGACCCUGAUGACGCCCGACAACCUGUCCAUCUGCUUCUGGCCCACGCUGAUGCGGCCCGACUUCGAGAACAAAGACACGCUGUCCACCACCAAGCUGAACCAGGCCGUCAUCGAGUCCUUCAUCGUGCAGAGCGACUACUUCUUCCACGGCGGCGAGGUGGCCGAGAGCUCCAGCAGCGAGGGCACGCCGCCGCCGCACUGCCACAACAUGGUGGAGGCUCUGCUCCCGCUGCAGCUGCCGCCGCCUCUGCAGCCGCAGCAGAUCCAACACACCCUGCACCCCGACCCACUCAUCUAAGAGCCACAGGAGCAUGCUGGGAAAAGACGU